GCCGGUGACCGGGUUUCCGGUUCUGAUCGUGAAGACAAAAGGCUUUAUAGCGAUACUAAAGACAUUUACAUACUGAAACGACAAAUCGUGGCGUCCUGUUUGCUUCUCCGGUGGCUGUUUGUGUCUGUUUUAACCUAAAAUCAGAGCACGCGGAGGCAGCAGUGAGAGUGGAUCACGCCGAGCAGCGCAGCACUGUUGUGUUAGCUGAGUCAAAAUGGCGUCUGCGUGCCCACUCAACACUCGUUUAAUCCAUCUGUGAUUAGCUCGAUAACUGCAUUUAGCCAGCCCGUGACUGUUUUCUGGUGGUUUCGGUCCGGUUUCCCACGCUGACACAGCCGGAGCUGAUUUCAGCGUCAUGUCGGACUCGGAGGAGGACAGCCAGGACAGGCAGCUCAAAAUUGUAGUGAUCGGAGACGGUGCGUGUGGGAAGACAUCACUCGCCACCAGGUUUGCGCAGGAGGCCUUUGGGAAGCAGUACAAACAAACCAUCGGCCUGGAUUUCUUUCUAAAGAGAAUAAGCCUUCCAGGUAACAUGAACGUGACGCUGCAGGUGUGGGACAUUGGAGGCCAAACGUUAGGAGGGAAAAUGCUGGAUAAAUAUGUAUAUGGAGCUCAUGGGGUUCUCCUGGUUUACGACAUCACCAACUACCAGAGCUUUGAGAAUCUGGAAGAUUGGUUCAGCAUGGUGAAGAAGGCCAACGAGGAGUCUGACAUCCAGCCUGUCAUCUCCCUGAUUGGGAACAAAAUCGACCUGGAGCACAUGAGGACAGUGAAGGCUGACAAACACCAGCGUUUCUGCCAAGAGAACAGCCUCAUCAGCCAGUUCGUAUCGGCCAAGACGGGAGACUCGGUGUACCUUUGUUUCCAGAGAGUGGCUGCUGAGAUUCUGGGUGUAAAGCUAAACAAAGCAGAAAUAGAGCAGUCCCAGCGUGUGGUGAAGGCGGACAUCGUGAACUACAGUCAGGACACCGUGGCCAGGACAGUCAACCCCCCUCGCAGCUCCAUGUGUGUGAUGCAGUGACCCCCCCCCAUGUUCAGCAAACACACACACAUACACACACAAACAAAGUCACACUUAAAAAUGUAAAUUUGCCUUCAGUCAGUAUUCCUCUUUUCGGGUUAGUGGGGUGACUGGAUGAGAUGUGCUCAGAGUGAGUCCUCUGUGUUCCUGUGUGUCAGUUGUACGAGCGAGAUGAAGAGCAGACCGUGUGGUUUCGAGGCCUUGGCCUGUAGUUCGGAUAUUUAGCAAGAUUGGUUUCUUGGGUGGUUUACCAAAAAGGAAAUGGGAUCUCCUUUUUUUUUCAAGUUAACACGCAGCUAUCAUUUUAUUUCUAUGAUUCACCUUAAAUAAAUAUAAAAAUACGACAUAUGUGUUACGAUAUGUGUUAGAAUAAAGCUGGUUGUUUAAAAGAGAAAGACUUUAAUCACUCUGGUAAUUGAAAACAUUUUUAUAUAUCAGUAUAUUUUCCUCUGCCAUUGCUAUUAGAGACCUUUGUUUAAAUGAUUAGAUACGCUGCAGUAUAUUUCUAAAGACUAUCAACACCUGUCAAAUCCGCCUCUACAAAGUGGAUUUGCCAUAAAAGUUAAACAGGGAGGUUAAAACCAAAUGUUCUUUUAUGUCUGUGGUGCUCCUCAGUUGGACAGAAGGGAAGUAGGCAUUGAAAAAUGCUGUAGUGGACUGAAAUGAAUCUCUGUUUUCAAUUUGCCAAUUAGGGGCUUGCACUAGCUGUGCUGUGACAUGAACUGUGUACUGUUAUUUUAAAUAGAAAUAUUCAAAUUUUACAAUCAGAAAUCAAUACAUUUUAUAUUCAGAUUAUAUUCAAAUAAUAAUCUCGGUUCUCCAGAUGUUUUGCAUAGAGUCUACAAUGCAUUUUGAUAAUUUCGUUUUUCAUUUCCACACUGUGUGACAUUCCCAGGUUUCAUCCUGUUACAUGAAAAUUCAGAUGCUGUGUUAAUAAAGUGUUGAUGAAGGUAGGUGACUCUGACUCAGGAAGUACGCGAGUGUCAAGCUGAGCGUGAGCUGAGCUGAAAUAUACAACAUUUUAUUAGAGGUCUCUACAUAGCCUUAUUCAGCUGUCCGUUAUAGAACAGAAGUCUGCAUUGAAGAAUGGCUAUGACGCAUGAAAUGCUUCAUAGGAUCUUCAUUUUAAUAGCCUGUUUGUCAGUAUGUGUAUCGUUAGAGAACUGAGAUAUUGUACGUUUAACCAGUUUUGUCAAAGUAGUUUCUACAUGACUGUACAUGUUGGCAUGUUUUAAUGUGUUGUCCACCGACCGAAAUAUUCGCCAUAUGUGUAAAAUAUGUAUUUGUACAAUAAAAGCUCCAUUUCAAAGCUGCUUUCAUUGAUUAGGAAUGAUCAGAACGCAUCCUGUAAAUCCUGAUCAUCUAAAGAAUAUGUACGCUUAAAAAAAAUUGAGAAUGUACAGUUUAAAGUGAUUGUGUAGUUGACGUUAAACAGCGGCAGAGUUUUGUGUUUCUAAAUAAAAAUGGUACAUGGAAAAUACGAAA
Plectropomus leopardus (leopard coralgrouper) is the source of this 2506-nucleotide messenger RNA. It is a transcript of the gene rab28, whose product is annotated as RAB28, member RAS oncogene family. NCBI's taxonomy places the organism in Eukaryota, Metazoa, Chordata, Actinopteri, Perciformes, Serranidae. The record is from RefSeq and is a predicted model, not a curated record. Gene Ontology annotation, molecular function: GTPase activity; GTP binding.